AUGAAUGAUAAUGUUUGGGGUAAUGCCUCGAUUUCCAAUCAAACAGUAGACUCAUAUACAUUUAAAGAGACUUCAGAAGCAUCGACUUUAGAUGGUGAGAAGUUAUCGUUGAUCAAGGAUUCAUUAAAGAAAUGUCCCUCGUUGGAUGAUCCAAAGAUAAAACAAUUACAAGUUCCUUGGAUUGAAUUGGUCCAAUUGAUAACAGAUGAAACAAGAGAUGAAGAAUUUAGAACAUUUGAACAAAUACUACAAAAUGUAAAGGAUGUUAAUGAUUUAUCGUUAACAGGAGUUGCUUUGAUUCAUUAUAUUAUUGCAUAUGAUAGACCAAAUUAUAUUGAAUUAUUACAACAAAGUUCCCAAUCCAGUCCUACUAAAACAAAUUUGAAUUUAAAUUGUACCGAUGGAAUUUGUGGAUAUACUCCAUUGAUGUGGGCUUUUGUUCUUGAGAGAAAAAAUUGUACUAUUGAAUUGUUUAAUUUUUCAGAUCAAAUUGAUUUUACUUAUCAUCAACAAGGUACAGGGUACACUGCUUGGGAUAUGAUUACUCCAGGUUCUUUAAUGUAUGAUUUCCUCAAUGAAAAUAAUAUGCUACAAUACAAUGAUAAACAAUCUACUACAGAGAAUGAUAAUGAUGUGGCAGGGUUGAAUUCAGAUAAGAAUAAGAGCCAUGACGCAAUUGAUAACAUUGAUUUAAAAAUAGCAGGAAUGGGGAUCGGACUUAGUGCUGGUGGUACCUCAUCAACAAAUAUGAACGAAGGUUUUUCAAAUCGUCAUGAUUCAUCAGAUAUGUAUGGUACAGAAUACAAGAAUGACCAGAUGAAUACUUAUGAACAUUUUGAUUUUAAUAAAUUAGUUAAAUAUCAAUAUUUCGAAUUCUCAGAUUAUGAUAUUCCUCAAAUAUUGGAUUUUUUAACGUCAUUACCAAUAGAACAUCAACAUAUGACUACAUACCCUGCUGCACUGUUGUUUCAAUGUAUUAGAUAUGCUGAUCGUAAGAGACAGUCACCACAAUUGGUUCAAUCCUUGGUUAGUUUAUCGUUUACUAGAAUUAUUGCAUCCGUUGCAAAUGAAAAACCAAACAAUAAUAAUAAUAAUAAUAAUAAAUCCAAGAAAGGUCUUUAUAAUCAUGAAAACGGUGAUCAAAAGGAGGAAAACUCAACUCUAUCAAAUUCUGUACCUUUGUCUCAACAAGAUUCAACAUUUCAUGACAACACCCAACCUGAAAAUAAUAACAAUAAAUCAGAUCCAGUUUCAAAAGGUGAUAUCGUUACACAAUCGUAUUGGAUUGGUUCUUUGACGUUCUUAUACUAUUAUCUUUCGAAAGAUGAAUCAUUUUUUAAAAGAUAUCCAGCAAUAAUGCAGGAAUUGAUUAACACGAUGCAUUCAAUAAUGAUAGAAUUAACGGUAUCUAUUCAUUCAAGACUGUCGCCUUUAAUCGAACCCACUCUUAUAAACUAUACUACGAUUAAAGAUGUAGAACAAACUUUAUACAAAAAGGAUUGGAAUUUUUUCAAAAAGAGAAGACAAGCUAAACUUUUAAAGAGGGAAAAAAUGAAAAAAUUGGAACAGCAACAGAAGGAAAGGCAUAGUCUGGAGGUUCCAGAAAAUGGAGACUUAAAUGAGGACAGGAGAGCAAGCAAUGAUAAUAACGGUCUUUCACAUACUUCUUCUAGGGUAUCAAACAAUGACUCAAUUAUUUUCGACAGUGAAGUAUUAAAACAUUUAUUACCUCCAUCAUUACAAGAACAAAUGAAACCAUCUCCAGUUAAGAUUAUUCAAAUUUUUGGUGCCUUAUCGUAUGUUUUAAAUUUACAUCAAGUUCAUCCAUUAUUCCAACAACAAUGUCUAUCUUUGACAACCAGUUGGUUUUCAACAAGUCUAUUUAAUAUGAUUUUAAAAGAUCGUAAGAAGAAAACCUUAUCGAGAGCAAGGGCUAUUCAAAUUAGACUAAAUCUUUCCUCUUUAGAAAGUUGGAUAAAAAACAAUGAUUUACUUGUUCAAAGACCAAAACUUAUUGAUGAUUUUAUGUGGGAGAGGUUUCCAUAUACUCUAGUUCAGGAAUUAAACACUAUUGAUAUGACAAACCCUGUUCUGAAAAGUGUUACCACUUAUAAGCCUGUAAAUGGAUUUACUGAAUCGACAAUCAUUACGGAUAUGUCAAACUCCCUGUUCUACUACCAAAGAUUCCAUAAAAUUGCACAAUGGCAUUUGGAGCCUAUCUUUGAAUUACUUCAAUGGCUACAGAUUGCAACCACAUUAGAUUCAGAAGAAUCAUUGGAGAAUACUAAAGAUUUACUACCAAAAUUGUCCAAUAGUCAGCUUGUCAAAGCCAUUGACAAAUAUCAUUAUGAAGUAAACGAACACAAGUUUAAUUCUAAACUGAAAAAAGCUUUGACUAAUGAGAUCAAAAGACAAGGCUUAACAGAUAAGGUAUAUCUCGACGAAAACCAAAUUCCCCUUUUAACCUUACCAACAGUACCAGAAUUAACAGAUGCUUAUGCUAAUGAAUAUGAAUACUUACCUUUGUUGCCUAAUGAUAUACAAGAUGUGAUGUAUGAUAUUCAUGAUGAAAACUACAAAAUGAGGUUGAAUGAUGAUGGAAUAGCAAACAAUUUGUCGGAAGAAAAAGAUACUACAGAUACUGAUAAAGAAAAUAUUGACAGGAAUAUUGAUAACAAUGAUGAACAAAACAACGAUACAGAUUAUACAUUUACUUCAAACAAAGAGGGCGAUGAUAAUAUAUUUAAAGAAUUAGAUGUACCAUCUGCUACUGUAUCUCGUCCUGUAUGGGCAACUAAUGAUGAUAUUGAUGGUAAUCCGUGGUGA
Maudiozyma barnettii is the source of this 2826-nucleotide messenger RNA. RefSeq lists its product as uncharacterized. The record is from RefSeq and is a predicted model, not a curated record. Gene Ontology annotation, molecular function: GTPase binding. NCBI's taxonomy places the organism in Eukaryota, Fungi, Ascomycota, Saccharomycetes, Saccharomycetales, Saccharomycetaceae. The coding region runs from base 1 to 2826 and encodes 941 amino acids. The transcript has a single exon.